AUGGCCUUUGUUCUGGGUCUAGUCGGUGGCGCCGUCCGCCAUGCCGUCAAACGAGAAAGAGAAAACCAGUCUAGCUACCAAGAUCAUCAAUCAUUGUUACGCAAUGUCGACGGCUACAACUACAGCAACAAUAACAACAGCCCAUACCAUCAGCAACCACCGUGCCCAUGUCUAGGGACUCAUCUUCCACAAUAUCCCUGCGAUCCGUACCGGUCGCACGAAGCUCAUGUACCAGUAUCAAGGCGUGAAUUCAAGCGCGACUUGAGACGAGCCCGACGUACCGAGCAGCAGCAGCAGCAGCACAUACAGAGAGCCGAGGCGUGCCGACAGCCCGGCUAUUCCAGCGCGGUACCGGCGGUGGUAUACACGGAUCACAAUCUGGGCAACACGGAAGGCAGCCAGAGAAGAGGUGUAAUCCGUGGCACGGCAAGAGAUCUGAGCCAAAACAUGAGCAACACCACGGCUCCGCCGGCCUAUGUCGGGAAUCGGCGGGCCUCGUCUGAUCAAGGCGAUCUCCAAGACGAAUCAGAUGCUCCGCCCCCCUAUGAGCAAAUUCCCGUGGAAGCCAGAAGGCGGCAAUCUGUAGAAGUCUUGACAUCCAACAGUCGGGAGAGAAAGAUGGCCUAA
This is a messenger RNA of Pestalotiopsis fici W106-1, 627 nucleotides long. RefSeq lists its product as uncharacterized. The transcript has a single exon. The record is from RefSeq and is a predicted model, not a curated record. NCBI's taxonomy places the organism in Eukaryota, Fungi, Ascomycota, Sordariomycetes, Amphisphaeriales, Sporocadaceae. The coding region runs from base 1 to 627 and encodes 208 amino acids.